Pseudophryne corroboree (corroboree frog) is the source of this 7229-nucleotide messenger RNA. RefSeq names its product zinc finger protein 142 (gene ZNF142). The transcript has 9 exons. Gene Ontology annotation, cellular component: nucleus. Lineage: Eukaryota; Metazoa; Chordata; Amphibia; Anura; Myobatrachidae. Bases 300 to 6008 code for a protein of 1902 amino acids. The record is from RefSeq and is a predicted model, not a curated record. Gene Ontology annotation, biological process: positive regulation of transcription by RNA polymerase II.
GGGGUCUCCUUCGGUUACAGCGUUUGUCGUCAGCUGGGGCUACCAAGUUUGGGCAAGGACCCUUAAGCAAAUUGUAUCCUGGAGUGGCAGCCGUCAUCGUCACCCAUCGGAUCCAAGGACGUUACCCAGAGAUGCCCUGCGGCCUAUGGUAAAUAUCAGGUUGUAGAAAUGUCAUAGCAGAGCAUGCUGCCUCCGCACUAUGGAAAAUGUCAGAGGUUGAAUUUGAGAGUUCAUGUGGUUGGGAAGCAAAGUAAUGUGAAAAGUCAGUGCUACAAACGGUACCUGGUACAGAGAAUCAAAUGGAGGAUACAAUUAAGGAAACCACUUCCGAUGAGAACAGAGCUGGACGUGAUUCUAGCUGCAUCCAAGUUGAGGUGACCUACAUGAUGAAUGAUAAUUCUCUGAGUACUGCUGAACAGCCAGAGUCAAGGUCUUCUGAAAUGGAAUUUACUAAUAAUUCUGGUAUGUCAGAUAGUGUUUCAGCUUGCCCUGAUGCCAGCUUGUUAUCUGAGGAUACCUACUGUCAGCUUGCAGACUCCGAAACACCAGAAUGUUCCAAUAAUUCCUGUAGUGAGACAGUCAUCACCAUGAAGGACCAAGUUACCAUUGGUCAAGAGGAAAACUCUUCUGAAGUGGAAAAGGAUGCCUUCUUCUGUCCAAUUUGUCAUAAAGAUUUCAAGACACCCACUGAAUUAAAGGAACAUUUCAAAAGCCACCCUUCUCCACCUCAAGACUUCAAGUGCUGGCAGGGUGGCUGCUCGUUCACUGCACAAGACUUUAAGAGAUUUCAGUCUCAUCUCAGGCGGGAGCAUAGAUUGUCACCGGUGACUUGUUCUCACCGCACCUGCCGCCUUCUGUUCCCGAACCGUGGAGAGAUGUCCCGACACUUUCGCAACCAUUUUCCAUUUCACUGUAACCAUUGUGACUUUGUCAGCUCCAACACAAAGGUGUUCUGUCAGCAUAUGAAGUCUCAUUCUACACAAGGACAAACACAUUUAGCUGUAGAAAAAUCUAAAUCCAAACAGCCAUCUCCAACAGUUGAUCCAACAAGGGAGAGAUCAGGUCAGAGCAUACCCCAGUCUAAUGAAGUCCAUUCCAUAUCAGUCCUUACGGGCAGAAAACGCAGGAAAAUAUCGACUCGAAAAAUAGAAAUGGAAAAUUCAGAGAAGGGCAUUGAAGAGGACAAUGAAAGUGAUCAUGUUGUAAAGAAAAGUGCAAAGAGACAACAGGGCGUUCUUACUGCCAAAAACAAGGAUUCUUCAUUUAAAGGUGUAGUGGCUGUUGAGAAUGGCAAGGAGCAUCUGUUUAAGACCCACAUGUGUCCAGAGUGUAAGCGCUGCUUCAAGAAAAGGACCCACUUGGCCGACCACCUCCACCUGCACUUCCCUGACCCCAACCUCCAGUGCCCAAACUGUUGCAAGUUUUUCACCAGCCGUAAUAAGUUGAAGAUCCAUAUGAUGAGAGAGGCUGGCGAGAAGGUGCAUCGCUGCUCACUGUGCGACUACAGUUCUGUAGAGCGGAAUUCCCUCAAUCGUCACAUGGCGAGCAUCCAUGAGGGGGUGUCUAAUUUCUACUCUGACACAUACUCCUGCCCGGUAUGCCAGGAGACCUUUAAACUUAGCCAAGCUCUGAAGGAUCACAUGAAAGGGCACAAAUCUGAACAGAAGAUGCUGUUGUGUUUUGAGCAGGGCUGUGACAAAGCCGUGUCCGAUCGUAAAGAGUUCCUCCGACACCUGAAGGAGUUGCAUGCAAUCCAGGCAGUGGAGUGCAGGUACCAUGCCUGCUCACUACUCUUCAAGAGCCGCGAGGAGAUGGAACUGCACCGCAAGAACCACUAUGCCUUCCACUGCCAGGAAUGUGACUUUGUUUGCUCCAAUAAACAUGCUUUCCGCAAGCACAAAAAGCGUGGGCAUCCGGGUACAGAAGAGCUGGCAUGCCGCUUCUGUCCAUAUAAGAGCUUUAAUCCAGUGGAAUAUGCUGACCACGUGGGCAAGAUGCAUGCCAAUGAGAAGAUUCACCGAUGCGAAGACUGUGACUUUGCCACUGCACACAAGAGGGUCCUAAUACGGCACAUAUUACUACACACCGGUGAGAAACCACAUAAAUGUAGCCAGUGUGACUUCAUGUGCCGAGACAUCAGUUACCUCUCUAAACACAUGUUAACUCACUCCACGGACAAGAACUAUAUGUGCACAGAAUGCGGGUACAUCACUAAAUGGAAACACUAUCUGAAUGUGCACAUGCGCAAACACAGCGGAGACCUCAGGUACCACUGCAAUCAGUGUUCCUACCGCUGUCACCGUGCAGACCAGCUGAGCAGUCACAAGCUUCGGCACCAGGGAAAGACUCUCAUCUGUGAAAUCUGUGGAUUUGGUUGCAAGCGCAAGAGCGAGCUCCAGAAACACAUGCAAGCCAAGCAUUCACAGUCAUCCCAGAUACCCAUGUACCAAUGCCAGCACUGCAGCUAUCAGACAAAGUACAAACAAACCUUGCGCAACCAUGAGAAUGGCAAACACACCAAGCACAGAGAGUUCCGCUGUGCACUAUGCUCCUUCCGCACUUUCAGCAACACCAGCCUCUUCUUUCACAAACGCAAGUCACAUGGGUAUGUUCCAGGAGAUCAGGAGUGGCUGGAGAAGUAUGCCACCAAGCAGCAACAGAUCAACCACACAGACCUGCUGUUUCCUUACAAAGCGGAAGUGGCUGCCCCUAUUAAACAGUCUUCCUCUGUUGAUAAACAGACACACCGUGGUAAUCCCGGGGAGUUAGAUACUCAGGUGCAGGAAAAUGUGGAUGAACAGACCUCUGAAUGUUUGCAAGUUAAAGAUCUUACUGAGACAGCUGGUGAUACCAACAUUUCAGUGACAGAGGAAUCUUUAUUGGCUACAAUUACACUGGAACCAGUUGAAACAUGCAGCAUAGAGAUGGAAGACUUUCCAGUUCAACUUGAGCUAUCUGCAACUAAUGAACUUUUGGUCAAAGAGACCUCUGUAGAGACUUUGGUUAAUUGUGAAGGUUCUCUUCCUACAAGGGGAGAGAUUCUGUGCUUUUCUGAGACUUUGGCAGUUGAGGAACACGUGAGCUGUGAACAGGAUUAUGAGGAGGAGGCUGACACUCAGGCAGAUGAUCAAGAGAAGAUCGAGAAUUGUAUAACAGUCCAGUACAAUCAAGAGCCAAUUUUGUGCGAACUUAACGACAAAUGUGAAGAGGUACCCAUGGAUGCUAAUCUAGAACUCCAGCCUGGAGACAUCCCAGUAGAAGUACAGGAGUCCUGGGCAGAUGUUGUGAAGGGUGGCGUUCAGCUGACCAUAGUAUGUGAAUCCAGUGGUCUUGACGAAAGCAACAUUCAGGAAAUAGAAACCUCUCUAGAUCAAACCUCUCUAGAUGAAGCAGAUGAAAGCAGCAGACCAGAGUCCAUUCUAAAAGCUUUGAGAAAGCAGGAUAAGGAGCAAGCUGAUACUCUUGUUCUUGAAGGCAGAGUCCAGAUGUUGGUAGUCCAGUCAAACAGUCAGGUUUACAGAUGUGAGAAGUGCUCUUACAUUACCAAGAAAAAAGGAUGCAUUGACCAACAUGCAAAAUCUGGCUGCCACAGGCGAAAACUUUCUUUAGUGUGUGAAAAAUGUGGAGCCAGCUUUAAACAACAGAGAGGACUCAAUACCCACAUGCUUAAGAAAUGUCCAGUAACACUUAAAAAGAAAAGGGCUUGCCUUAAGGCAAAAACUUCAGCUGAGAUGAUGGGUCAAGUUAGUGAGAGAAAUGUCGGAGAUAAUCCUGUUAAUACCGUAUCUGCUGAGGAAGUGAUUCCUGCUCCUCUAGAAUCCAACAUUCCCGCAAACUGUCUAGAAUCUGCAGUCCAAUUAUCCCCAUGUCAGGACUUUGUUCAGGAACAAGUUAAGGAAAGCAUGCCUGACCGAAUACUAGAUAAUGAGGAAAUGGACACAGUGUUAUCAUCAGCAGCAUCAGAGGACCAUAGGAAUACUGACUCAGGACUGGUGGAAAGUCAGAAGUACAGAUUUGAAGAAGGAAAGUUCCGCUGUAUGUUUUGCUCCUACACAUGCACUAGAGAAUGUACUAUCAGCUGUCAUGUGAACGAGAAUUGCCGAGCGUUGAGGAUGGUUCCAUGUGCUCUUUGUCCAUCAGUCUUACGCUCUGAGGCUGCCAUGAGAAAACAUCAGCAAGAAAAGCACAGAGGACUGGAGAGCAGUCGAGAAAAUGGACUUGUAUCCGAAAGCUCUGUAGAUGAGGAGAGCCAAAAUACCGAAGAUGAAUUUCAAGGGAACAAUGGUGAUAUUAGCAAAGCAGUAAAUAACUCGCAAUGCGCUUGUAGACUUUCUUGUCCCACCUGUCCUUUUACAUGUACUCAAGAACGGGCAAUGAGAACACACAAGAAAAAGGGAUGUUUAAAGGAAGGAGAGCUCCAGUGCUCCUUGUGUUCUUUUAGAUGUAUGUCAAAAGCAGCUCUUGAACGUCACAGAGAACUUCACAAGAAAUAUUCUAGGAAUAGAACACAGCUCCAGUGCAAACAUUGCGACUUCACCUGCAAGCAGCAGCGUUGUAUGAAGCAGCAUGAGUGGAUCCGCCAUGAAGGAGUAAAACCUCACCGCUGUCGUUACUGUGAUUUCAGCACCACCAGGCGUUACCGCCUGGAAGCUCAUGAAUCUCUGCACACUGGAAUUGGCCGGAUAUCCUGUAAUUCCUGUAGUCGGACUUUUGGCACAAACUCUAAACUCAGGCUACACCAAAGGAGAGUUCAUGAGAAACAGCCAACUCACUUCUGCAAACUUUGUGACUUUAGUGGUUACAGUCAGAACGAUAUUGCUCGGCACAUGGGCAGUUGCCAUAGUGGUGAACCUGCCUUUCCAUGUACUGUUUGCCAGUCUACUUUCAGUUCUGAGGCUGCACUGAAGCAGCACAGUCUGAGGAAACACCAGGAGAAAACGAUUCAUGAAUGUUCACAAUGUCCGUUUUCCUGCCACAGCCAGGCCACUCUUCGAUGCCACAUUCAGAAACUACAUCUACAGUUAGAAUGCAGUAUCUGCAAAGAGACUUUCUCUCGCAGGCAGGACAUGGAGGAACACCGCAAAUCUCACUUUUCUCACCAUUGUCAACAAUGCCAAUAUGCAGCUAAAGACAGACAGCAGCUUGUGAAUCACUACGCGGAGGAGCAUGAAACAUCAGCUCUUCAUGGGGCAGGGGGAGAAGAGGGGCAUCUGCGCUGUCCUUUCUGCUCAUUCUCCUGUCGUCAUCAACUAGUGUAUGACCAUCACGUCAAAAGCCACGGAGCAACACGUGUGUACAAGUGCUCAGACUGUGAGUAUAGCACAAGGAACAAGCAGAAGAUCACCUGGCAUAGCCGAAUACACACGGGCGAGAAGCCAUAUAAAUGUCACCUCUGCACUUACGCCUGUGCAGAUCCUUCACGUCUUAAAUAUCACAUGCGAAUCCAUAAAGAUGAGAAGAACUACCUGUGCCCAGAAUGUGGAUACAAAUGCAAAUGGGUGAACCAGCUGAAAUAUCACAUGACCAAACAUACAGGUCUAAAGCCAUACCAAUGCGAGGAAUGUGAUUACUGCACAAACAGAGCCGAUGCCCUCCGUGUACACCGGGAGACUCGUCACAGAGAUGUCCGCUCCUUUAUCUGUGAGCAGUGUGGCAAGGCAUUUAAGACUCGCUUUCUUCUGAAAACACACCUGAAGAAGCACAGUGAGGAAAAGCCAUAUGUCUGCAACAUGUGCCAGCGUGGCUUCCGCUGGGCUGCUGGUUUGCGCCAUCACUACCUCACCCACACAAAUCAGCAGCCUUUUUUUUGCCAGUACUGCUCAUACAGGGCUAAGCAGAGGUUUCAAGUGGUUAAGCAUAUACAGCGGCAUCAUCCCAAUCAUCAAGACCUUGCAAAAGGUGUAGGGAAGGAGCCAAAUUUAUUCUCUGUCCUUGGCCAUGACACAGUGUUUCAGCAGGCUCCAGACAGUGACAGGCAAACUCUGUCUCCAAAAACACCCUUAGCUUAAAAAAAAUAAUUAAGUGAAGGACAAUUUAUAAGCUGUCAUUUAAAGACUGAUUUGCUAUAGAACUAAGGUACUGUCAUUACAAAAGGUCUACAACAGGCAUGUCCAAAGUGCGGCCCUCCACCUGUUGUGAAACUACACAUACCAGCAUGCCCUGACACAGCUUUAGCAUUCUCUGACAGCAAAACUGUGUCAGGGAAUGCUGGGAUAUGUAGUUUCACAACAGCUGGUGGGCCGCAGUUUGGACAUGCCUGGUCUACAAAGUAUGAGGAAUGUCGUCUUGGGAAAUGUUUGGCACGACAGAGGCUGCUCUCAGAAUUGUAGCCUUUGACAACUGGCACAUAACUGCCACUAGUAUUUCUGGAUAAAGUCUCUGGGUGGGAUGUAACGCCGGCCGAGUUUGAUGGCAAACCCAUGCCUUGUAAAUAAUUGCCCCUUUAAAAAAAAAACUGUUUUACAGAACAUCAGCUGAAAAGUUGCUGAUGUUGAAUUAAAUGUAAUGUGUGUAAUUAAAUGAUUUAGUUUGACUUCUAGCAUGUUUGCAGAAUAUACUUAUAUUUAAGUAUACAUAUAUUUAUUUUUAGAUUUUGUUUUAUUUUUACUUUUAGAAACAAUUACACUUAUUUGACCAGUGCAACAGUAUUGACUAUUUGUAAACUGCUGUAUUAUGGUAUGCGGUCAGCAUACCGUUAGUCGGGAUCCCAACUGGGUUACCAGACCGCUGCCUGUAUACCUGCGAGGUAAGUGAUUCCCCCUCUGUGGGUGUCCACGACAUCCUUUGAGGGAGAAUAGAACCUGUGGCGAGUUUAGCUCACCACAGAGCCCGCACGAGGAUUCGUUGCGCUCGCCUCCCUGCCGGCAUUCCACCGCUCGGGAUGCCGAUGUCUGUAUACUGAUAUUUGACAUCCCCAGCGGCGGUAUCACAUACCGAUCCCUGUAUAACAUAUACUUUCAGACCUACUACACUGUACUUUAAAUUCAGUAAUUGCCCUCUCCGCUCUGCCGUAGGUUCUAUAAUAAAGGAUCGGACAUAAUUCUUCUCCCAGUGUCAAUAUUUAUUUAUAAUUUGACUGGGUAAACUAGGCCAGCAUAGCCGUUUAGGCCAACAAAUAUCAGCGAUAAAACCGUUCCAAAACAGAACUUUAUUGCUUAUGUCCAGUGUUUUAUUUGCAUUUAUUUACUGUAUGACUUUAUCUGUCUCAUAAAGAAUUUUUUUCACAUUGA